Messenger RNA from Racocetra persica, 573 nucleotides. NCBI's taxonomy places the organism in Eukaryota, Fungi, Glomeromycota, Glomeromycetes, Diversisporales, Gigasporaceae. The record is from the annotation of a GenBank genome assembly.
AUGACUCAAGACGCACCUAAAGAUAGGAAUUACCCUAACAUAUCCAACGUAAAUUAUUCUGACAUAUCCAACAUAAAUUAUUCUGACAUAUCCAACAUAAAUUAUUCUGACAUAUCCAACAUGAAAUAUCCUGACAUAUCCAACGCGAAUUACUCUAACAUAUCCAACAUAAAUUCUAAGAAAAAUAUAAGUCCUGCAUGCACAUUCUUACAGGAAGUCGCCCGUGAAGGUUUCUAUCUCCUGGAUUCCGCAUCCAGGAAGUACCUCGGAGGUUUAAAUAUAGUGGAUGUGCUAAAUAAAAAUGGCAUCAAGUGUAGAGCAUACUAUAUUAACAAUCGAAUUAUGCUUGUUGGAAAAUAUGAGGAUAUUAAUUUCAUUAUUCAUUAUGUGAAAAGGGAUCGCAACCCAAUCGGAAAGAAUGAAAUAAUCUGUUUAAUUAGUGAUUUUGAAAAUCAACAAUCCAAAUUCAUUAACCAGAACGAUGUCAUAAUUAAAGGUGUCAAGAUUGAUAAAGAAAAGAACAUCUCGAUCGAUGAAAUUUUGAUGAAGAAUAGUGACUUUAAGCCGUUUUAA